UUGUUAAUGGAGUGUAGCAGUUUUAAAACUACAAAUCCCAUCCUAUUUGAAGUUCAAAGCCGAACGAAGUCAUGAGCAGCCGCAGAUUAGCUAAAAGACGUAAAUAUUUGGAGCAGUCUGAGUUGUUAUCGCUUCUGACUGACAGACAAUAGCUGUUCUGCUUUAGUUCAUGUGGACGGAGGAUUCAGAAGCAGACUGCAUGUAGCGACUGUGUGAUGUGCUCUUGGUGUUGCAUCGUGGCGAGAGAGGCUGGCAGAGACAGGCGUGUUCAUUUCUAAUGCGCGCAGCACGGAUGAGUUGGGGACUAUGCUGUGCCCAGAAGAGGAGAUUAGUGCUGGGUGUCCUUGUCCUGUUGCUUGUGGACGUAAUCUGGGUUGCUUCAUCCGAACUCACCGUAUAUGUGUUUGUGCAGCAGCAGUACAGCAAGCCAUUUUUCAGCACGUUCAUGAAGACCUCGAUGUUCAUACUGUACCUGCUGGGCUUUCUGUUCUGGAAACCAUGGAGACAGCAGUGUGCAACCCAACAGCAACGUGCCAUAUCUAUUUCUGAUGCUGAAUUAUAUGUGACUGCUGGUGAUACUGAAAAGAGCUAUAAUGCAUCACUGAGUGAGCCUCUGUAUGUGCCGGUGAAGUUUCAGGAUGUUCCCGAUAACAGCGUCAGUCGAGAGUCUAAGACUCCUGUGAAAAAGCAGCGUGUGAGGUUCAGCAAUGUGAUGGAGGUCCGGGAACUUCCUCACUCACAAGCUUUAGAAGCCAAGCUAUCUCGCAUGUCUCACACUGCCACCUCACUCAGGAUUAUGGGAAAACUUAGCAUCAGUGCUGUGGCCAAAAUCAGCUUCUUCUACUGUUUUGUGUGGUUCUUGGCUAAUCUGUCCUAUCAGGAGGCUUUGUCAGACACACAGGUGGCUAUUGUAAACAUUGUAUCCUCCACCUCAGGCCUCUUCACUUUGAUCUUGGCCUCCAUAUUUCCCAGCAAUAGCAGUGAUCGCUUCACACUUUCCAAGCUGCUUGCUGUGAUUCUCAGCAUGGUGGGCGUAGCUGUGGUCAGUUUCUCAGGAAUGGACAGUUCUGCUGGAAAAGACAUUAUUGGUUCUCUCUGGUCUCUGCUGGGGGCGUUCCUAUACGCCGUCCUCAUCGUUGUGCUAAAGAGAAACGUUGACCGAGAGGAGAAGCUUGAUAUCCCAAUGUUUUUCGGCUUUGUGGGCUUGUUUAGCCUGCUGAUGCUGUGGCCUGGCUUCGUGCUGCUGCAUUAUUCUGGGUUGGAGAAGUUUGAGAUGCCUAAUGGGAUGGUAAUCGGCUACAUCCUCAUCAACGGCCUGAUCGGGACUGUGCUCUCUGAGUUCCUCUGGUUAUGGGGCUGUUUUCUCACUUCAUCUCUAAUUGGGACGCUGGCUCUGAGUUUGACAAUUCCACUAUCCAUCCUGACUGAUAUAUUCUUGCAGAAGGUGAGUUUCUCCUGGUUAUUCUUUGCUGGAACAAUCCCAGUUUUCCUCUCCUUUUUCCUGAUUGCACUCCUGAGCCACUACAAUAACUGGGACCCGGCGAUGGUGGCUCUGCGGAGAGUUUUCUCCUUCAUCUGCCGCAGGCACCGAACUCACAGAUCAGCAGAGGACAGUGAGCAGUGCGAGAGUCUCAUCCCUUUACAGAGCUCAGCCCUUGAUUACAGAGGGUUUUGCUCUUGAUUAACAGUUUAAGAGGAACAGAGAAGCAGCAAAUGACAAUCUGAAACCUGCCAUUGUGCCUCGUAUCACUUCUUCCUCCACUUCACUGAAGACCCUGUGAUUGACCACAUCCUUGUUUUGUUGGCUCAUCAGGGCCAGAAACCACACCCAGGCAAGCAGCUUUCAACAGCUGUGAUUAAUGAUCCAGAAACACUGACUGACUUCUCACUCAUAGUGUCACUGAAAGAGCUUUUUCUAACCGAAAUAGGAUUGUGUAUGUGUCCGUGUGUCUGUGUUUGAUCAUCAGUGUAUCAAAAUAUGUCUGAUUUGUGUUAUUAAAUUAAUACACAUUUUGUAGUUAUAUGUUAAAUAGAUUGAUAUACAGACAGAUUUGCUGGUUUCAAAUCACUAUUUAUCCCAUGAAGUACAAAUAGCCUAUUAUCUUUUUAAUCUUUGUACUGUAGAUAGAGUCUAGAUGUCAAGGCCGUGCAUGAUCUAUUUCACCAAUGAAACAAGACACUAAACCGUGAAACAUGGUCAUUACCUUUUUUUGUGUGUAUAUACAUUUUCAUUUAAAGUAUGAAUUGCCAAGUGCAAUCCCAACCAAUUAAACACUAUUGAGCAUAA
Messenger RNA from Silurus meridionalis, 2287 nucleotides. RefSeq names its product solute carrier family 35 member F5-like. The record is from RefSeq and is a predicted model, not a curated record. Lineage: Eukaryota; Metazoa; Chordata; Actinopteri; Siluriformes; Siluridae. The transcript has 16 exons. Bases 278 to 1681 code for a protein of 467 amino acids. Gene Ontology annotation, biological process: regulation of peptide transport.